Messenger RNA from Portunus trituberculatus (swimming crab), 2127 nucleotides. Its product is annotated as chitin deacetylase 1-like. Gene Ontology annotation, molecular function: chitin binding; protein binding. Gene Ontology annotation, cellular component: extracellular region. NCBI's taxonomy places the organism in Eukaryota, Metazoa, Arthropoda, Malacostraca, Decapoda, Portunidae. The coding region runs from base 121 to 1776 and encodes 551 amino acids. Gene Ontology annotation, biological process: carbohydrate metabolic process. The transcript has 5 exons. The record is from RefSeq and is a predicted model, not a curated record.
GCCAGAGGUGAAAGUGGCCGAGCUGGAGUUGCGCCGCGGACUUGCAGCGUCACCGCGCAUGCGCCGCCUCUUCGUAUAUAAGUAAAGGAGCCUGUUGGUAAGGGACCUCAGGAGUGCGCCAUGAAACGUCGAGUCGCUACGCCCCUUCUCGUCCUCCUGGCCGUCGGCUGGGUGGCCGGGCAGACAGACCUGGACAUGGACCCGGAAUACUACUGCUCGGGACGAAAAGACGAUGAGUUUUUCAGAAAGGACUUCGGAAUUGACGCAGAUGAGAAAGUGUACAGGGCCAACUGCGGCACCUACUACCGCUGCGUGCCUGCUCCUUCAAGCAAGAAGUCCAUUGCCAUGGCUAAGUGUCAGAGCGAGCUGUUCUUCGACAUUGAACAACAGAUUUGUGAGCGCAAGCACAAUGUCUUGAACUGCGCCCAGAUUGAUAAGUUCCAGCCUCCUUUGCCUGUGUGGCCACUGGCCGAUGGACAGGAAUCCCUCUGCCCCAAUGGAGAGAUUGAGUGCGGCAGUGGCGAGUGCCUGCCCAGGGAACUCUUCUGUGAUAACAACGUGGACUGUGCCGAUGGCUCUGACGAGAACAUCUGCACGCCCGACAAUGAUCCCAACCGUGCUGAUGUUUGUGAUCCCCGCAAGUGCCUCUGGUCUGAGGGCUGCUUCUGCUCCGUGGAUGGCACGCGCAUUCCCGGCGACCUGAACCCUGAGCAGACGCCCCAGAUGAUCACCAUCACCUUCACCGGCGCCAUUAAUGACCGCAAUUUCCGUAUCUUCCAAGACAUCUUCAAAGAUACCACCAAGCACAAGGGCAAUGACUGUACGCCCAAAGGCACCUUCUUCAUCUCUCACGCUUUCACUAACUAUUCAGCCGUGCAGGAACUCCACCGUGUGGGUCACGAGAUUAGCGUCAGCUCCAUCACCAACAACCAGAACCGCACUUACUGGAGCCAGCUGGACUCUGCAGGCUACGAAAGCGAAAUGGACGGCGCACGUGUGAUCAUCGAACAGUUCGCCAACAUUUCUGCCAACGAAGUCCUUGGUCUGCGUGUGCCCAGGCAGCGAGUGGGCGGUAACCAACAGUUCAAGAUGAUGGUCGACUGGGGAUUCCUGUAUGACUCCUCCAUUUCUGCCCCUAUGGGUCGUCUGCCCCUGUGGCCGUACACUCUGAUGCACCGCAUGCCUCACAAGUGUCUGGGUACUGACCAGAACUGCCCAUCCCGUAACUUCACCGUGUGGGAGAUGGUAGUGAACGAGUUGGAUCGUCGUGACGAUGUGAAGUUCGACGAAGUCCUGACAGGUUGUCACUACGUGGACCAGUGCGCUAACCUCGUCUCCCCCAAGCAGUUCCGUAGCUUCCUGGAUAACAACUUGGACCGUCACUUCAGAACAAACCGCGCUCCCUUCGGCCUGCACUUCACCUCAGGAUACUUCGAGACUCGCAAAAACUUCCUGAAGGAGUUCGUCUCCUGGGUGGCUGAUGUGGCUCAGCGUGGAGACUUCUACUUCGUGACCAUGCAGCAGGUCAUCAACUGGAUGGAGGCUCCCACGGAGAUUGCAGCCAUCAACAACUUCCAGGAAUGGAAGGGUAAGUGCGAGGUGAAGGGUCUGCCCUACUGCUCCCUGCCUAGCCCCUGCCCUAAGAAGGUAUCUCGUCUCUUCCCUGAGGAGGAGGAAAUGUUCCUGUACACGUGCAUGGAGUGCCCCUCCACCUACCCAUGGCUACAUGAUCCCUACGGCAGUGGCGGAUUCUUCAGCUUCAACGAGAAUUUCUAAGACCACCAACACAAGUAUCUCACUCCUUCACGACUUUCCACGAUACCCAUUAGUGAAUACCAGUAGUAUUCUCAAACUACCCUGCAUUCCUCUCCGCAUCCUCGUCCUUUCUUGCGACGUAGUGGCGGCGCAUCACCUUAACGAGGACUUAUUCAUCCAGCGUGGCCCACACCUAGGCACCACGCCAGACCACGAGGUGUUGUGUGGUCGCGAUCAUCCUUCACCUCCUCCGUGAUUUAUCGUGUUUGAACUUGUGAUGCUUGUUGUACACAUGACUCUCUGUUGUAUUAUAGUGUACAGUCAUUUUUGUUAUCCGUUUAAAGUAUUUCCAAUUAAAUAAAUCCUUCUCAA